This is a messenger RNA of Rhizophagus irregularis DAOM 181602=DAOM 197198, 1313 nucleotides long. RefSeq lists its product as uncharacterized. Gene Ontology annotation, cellular component: cytoplasm. Gene Ontology annotation, biological process: amino acid metabolic process. Gene Ontology annotation, molecular function: aminoacylase activity. The record is from RefSeq and is a predicted model, not a curated record. NCBI's taxonomy places the organism in Eukaryota, Fungi, Glomeromycota, Glomeromycetes, Glomerales, Glomeraceae.
GAUUCAUUAUUUUAAAUACAUUUGUUAUUUGGACGGAUAUUAUGGCAGACGGAGAAAACCCAUCUGUUACGCGUUUUAGAGAAUAUUUACGCAUAAAAACAGUUCAACCUAAUCCAGACUAUGAGUCUUGUAAAAAAUGGCUUUUAAAUCAAGCAAAAGAUAUAGGUUUAACUUCGCAAGUUUUUGAGUAUGUUAAGGGAAAACCAAUAAUUUUGCUAACUUGGACUGGUCGUGACCCAGAAUUACCUGCUAUACUUUUGAACUCUCAUACUGACGUAGUGCCAGUAUUUGAGGAUAAAUGGUCAUGUGAUCCAUUUGAAGCUUAUAAACGUGAAAAUGGUGACAUUAUUGCAAGGGGAGCACAAGAUAUGAAAUGUGUCGGAACAAGCUACCUCGAAGCUAUUAGGUGUCUUAAGGAUCAAGAUAAACAGCCAUGUCGAACAAUUCACCUUUCUUAUGUUCCUGAUGAGGAAAUUGGAGGUCAUGAUGGAAUGAAACUCUUUGUUAAAUCAGAAGAUUUUAAAAAGCUAAAUAUUGGAUUUGCAUUAGAUGAAGGAAUCGCAUGUCCUCAUAAUGCUUUAAAAGUAUUUUAUGGAGAGAGAACUACAUGGUGGAUUGAUGUUAUAACGAGAGGUAACACGGGUCAUGGUUCACAGUUUAUUAAUGAUACUGCCGUAUCCAAAUUGCAUCGAAUCAUCAAUAAACUUUUGAGUUUCCGUGAAUCUCAAGAAAUGCAAUUAGAAAUAGGAAGAGACAGAAGUGGAAGAAAAUAUACACUUGGAAAUGUGACAAGUAUCAAUCUUACCAUAUUACAAGCUGGUGCUCAAUAUAAUAUAAUUCCACAAGAGGCAAAGGCUGGAUUUGAUAUUCGUAUAUCACCAGAUGUUAAUUUGAAAGAUUUUAAAGAAUUAUUAGAAAAACUUAUUAAAUCUGAAUCCGAUACUACAUUAGAAUACGUUCAUUAUCAUGGUGAUAAUAGUUGUACUCCGCUUGAUGAUAGUAAUGUUUGGUGGGUUACAUUCCGCGAUUUUUGUGAUGUGAGAAAUAUUUCUAUUGAACCAGAAAUCUUCCCUGCUGCUACCGAUUCACGUUAUCUUCGUGAAUUUGGUAUUCCAGCUUUGGGAGUAUCUUAUAUUAAAAAUACUCCUGUAUUAUUACAUGACCAUGAUGAACGUAUAAAUGAAAAUCUGUUUCUGGAAGGUAUUGAAUUUUAUACCGACUUAAUUACUCAUUUGGCAAAUAUUCAAACUAUUUAAUUAAAAUUAUUAUAUAAAUAAAUUUGUAUAAAGUUUUUGUUUAAUGAUUCUUUUUAU